AUGGCAACUGUAGCAGCUAAAAGCGUCACCCGGCUGACGGCCAACUCCAGCAAAACCCACCACGAGAUUGAUCCUUACGCUGAAGAUCGCCCAAUGGUAAACAACUACCGACUGCUCGUGUCAGGCAUCGCACCUCGACCCAUCGGCUUCAUCAGCACUGUCUCCGGUGAUGGCAAGACCGAGAAUCUCGCGCCAUUCAGUUACUUCCAAGUCGUGGAUCACGACCCACCCAUGUUCAUUGUCGGAUUCUCAUCCCGUCCUGGUGCAGUUAAGGAUACGUACCGCAACCUGAAAGAGACGGGUGAGUGUGUGAUCAACACCGUUUCAGAGGGAAUGGUUGAGGCAGUGAACGCGACGUCAAUUGAUGCCCCAUAUGGGGUAUCCGAAUGGGAAGUCUCGGGGCUUGGUAAAGCUCCUAGUUCAACUGUCAAGGCGGCGAGGGUAAAAGAGUCGGUUUUCUCUGUCGAGGGAAAGGUUGUUGAUAUUAAAGAAUUUGAAGCCCAUAAGCCGGGCAUGAGCUCCCCUGCGGUGGUUUUGAUUCAAGCAACGAGGUUCUGGGUGCAGGAGGGUGCGGCGGAUGAGGAGUUUAGUCAUAUCGAUUUAGAGAAGUUGAGGCCUGUUGCACAGUUGGGUGGGGUCUCGUAUGGGAGAAUUACGUCGACGUUUGAGAGGCCUAGGAAGAAGUGGGAUGAUGAAGUUGGGAAGAGUGAGUUCCUGGCUGGUUUGGAAAGGAGGAAUAAGGGAAGUUUGUGA
This is a messenger RNA of Aspergillus niger, 753 nucleotides long. RefSeq lists its product as uncharacterized. NCBI's taxonomy places the organism in Eukaryota, Fungi, Ascomycota, Eurotiomycetes, Eurotiales, Aspergillaceae. Gene Ontology annotation, molecular function: FMN binding. The record is from RefSeq and is a predicted model, not a curated record. The transcript has 2 exons. The coding region runs from base 1 to 753 and encodes 250 amino acids.